Messenger RNA from Gadus morhua (Atlantic cod), 2740 nucleotides. Its product is annotated as arachidonate 15-lipoxygenase B. Gene Ontology annotation, biological process: lipid oxidation. The record is from RefSeq and is a predicted model, not a curated record. NCBI's taxonomy places the organism in Eukaryota, Metazoa, Chordata, Actinopteri, Gadiformes, Gadidae. Gene Ontology annotation, molecular function: iron ion binding; protein binding; oxidoreductase activity, acting on single donors with incorporation of molecular oxygen, incorporation of two atoms of oxygen. The coding region runs from base 90 to 2087 and encodes 665 amino acids. The transcript is spliced from 14 exons.
AGGGCUACAUCACAAGGUAAGGCCUUCUAUCUCAUGUUAAUAUUCUUCAUGUGAGUGUACCACUCUAACGUUAACACUACAUAGGAAAGAUGCCUGAAUACAAAGGGGUCUUAACGACUGAAGACCGUCUCUGGGCGGGAUCUUUUGAUCAUAUCUCCAUUAAAGUAGUGGGGACAGAUGGGGAGAGCAAAAGGAAAACCCUCCCGCAUUUUCUCUCAUACCCUGACUCUGAUUUUGAAAUUGAGGUGGACCGCUCCAUUGGCAAACUGGUACUGAUUGAGCUGCAAAAAAGCUCUGGUAUUCUGCUGCCACAAGACUCCUGGUACCCUGCCAAGGUGGAGCUCAAGUCCCCUGAAGGAAAGACCUUCUACUUCCCCAUCCAUCGCUGGAUCACUGACGAUGAAGUACAUCAGUUCAGAGAGGCCACAGCUUGUUUAGUGGUUGAUGACACCGAUCCUCUUGCGAUCCAUAGCAGAACAGAAGAGUUAAAACUGAGAAAAGAACAGUAUUGCUGGAACAUUUAUUUAGCGGGCCUUCCUCAAUGUAUGAAGAUUGACAAUGUUCAUACUCUGCCUGACGAGGUCCGCUUCUCCUUCACUAAAGAAGUGGAGUUUGGAUUCACCAAUUUACAAGGGCUGAUAGAGCUGAAACUCGACGGACUAGCGGAUUGUAAAGAACAGUGGACGAGCAUUGAUGACAUUGGCAAAGUCUUCCGCCACAAACAAACUGCACUGUCUGAAUACGUUCAGCAGAACUGGAUGAAGGAUUCUCUAUUUGGCUACCAGUUUCUAAACGGUGUCAACCCAAUGGUGAUCCGUCGUUGUUCGGUGUUGCCGGAAAACUUCCCUGUCACCGAUCAAAUGGUGUUCCUCGACGGCGGGAAGAGCCUAGCAGAAGAGAUGCAGAACGGAAACAUAUUCCUGUGUGACUACAAACUCUUGGAUGGAUUGAAAGCCAACGAGGUUAAUGGCAAGCAGCAGUACCUGAUGGCCCCACUUGUCCUGCUCCACAAAACCCCAAAAAAGGAUCAGCUGAUGCCCAUAGCUAUCCAGUUGAAGCAGGAACCAUCAAAGGACAACCCCAUCUUCUUUCCUACCGACUCAGAGUACGACUGGUUGUUGGCCAAGAUGUUUGUCAGAAGUGCAGAUUUCCAGGUCCACCAGCUUAACUCCCACCUCCUCCGUACUCAUCUUCUGGCAGAAGUCUUUUCUGUCUCAAUCCUGCGUAACCUGCCCAUGGUGCAUCCGCUGUACAAGCUCCUGGUUCCAAACACUCGCUACACCCUCCAGAUUAACUUCCUAGCUCGGGAGCUACUCAUAUCUGACGGUGGAUUUUUCAAUAAGUUCACCGCUUCUGGUGGAGAGCCUAUGCAAAAGAUUCUGCAAAAAGCCAAUUCAUCUAUAACCUACACCUCGCUCUGCGUUCGGGAUGACAUCAAGGAGAGAGGGCUGGAGUCUGUGCCCCACUACUACUACAGAGACGAUGCUUUCCAGAUUUGGGACAUCAUCAACAGGUUUGUUCAGGGAGUGCUUGGCUACUACUACAAAGAUGACUCUGAUGUCCAGCGAGACACAGAGCUACAGACCUGGGUUCUGGAGAUCUUUGAACAUGGAUUCCUUUCACGGCCAGAAUCUGGAAUGCCUCAAAGAUUGAACACUGUAGCUGAGCUGGUGAAAUUCAUCACCAUGGUGAUCUUCACCUGUUCUGCCCAGCACGGUGCAGUCAACAACGGCCAGUUUGACUACGGAUCAUGGAUGCCCAACACUCCAGCGACCCUACAGCGCCCCCCGCCGACCACCAAGGGAACUUCAGAUUUAAGCUCCCUCCUGGAAACUCUCCCUGAUGUCAACGCCACCGUUCAUGGCAUGGCUAUCAUGUAUCUGCUCAGCAAGCCGUCCAGUGAUUUUGUGCCCUUUGGCCACUACCCUGAAGAGUAUUUCUCUGAAAUAGUCCCACGCCAGCAGAUGCACCUCUUCAAAGGGGAGCUUGGACUUUUAAAUUCAAAGAUUGAAGCCAGAAACUUGGGUCUGAAGAUCCCGUACACGUUUCUGGACCCAGCGUUAAUGGAGAAUAGCGUAGCCAUCUGAUAGCAUGAGCUAUGGGGGGCAGGAGGGUAUUCCUGCUCUUUCCUACUAUGCAAUAUGAAUAAUUAUUAAGUAUUUUCAAGAAUCAUUUAAUUCUUAAUUUUUUAGAACUGUGAGGAACAUAUCUGAUAAUGUGUGCAAAAUGUUUGUUCCUCUGAAAUUGUUGGUUCCUGCAAAAAUGUAACAUUAGGCAUGUGUAGUACAUUUGAAACACUCAAUUGUGAACGCUUCUUUACUUCUGCUUAUGUAUCUCCUGCACCUUUUUCAAUUUCACUAUGAUGCAUCCCUUUUACAUACAAAACACAAACACAUUCAACAUUUCUUCAGUGGUUCGUUUUAAUUCAUUGAUUCAUUGUUCUCAUGCUCUUCAUACAUGUCAAGACCAUCCACAGGUGUCAUGCCCAGUAAGUACCCUGAUAUAAAGCGUGUCCCAGUUUGCGGGAGUGCGCAUGCAUUCAAGGGGGAGCUAUCAUUACUAUGCUACGAUUUAACUUAACAAAAUUAUAAGACACAUUUGGAUUGUUUGAUUUAUCUUUUUAGUUUUGUACUUUCAUCAACAAGGCAGCGAGGUAACACUUUGCUUAUUGCUCAGAAUCAAUGCUUCUUCUCUAACCUUUGUAUUAUUAAUUGCAAUGAAUUGAGAAUGUUUACUGGAA